AUGUCGCUGGCGAUACAAAAUCGAACUUUUGAGUUCCAGCAAUGCGUGUCGUCUUAUGACAAAAUCAACAGAAGGCAGCAAGGCGGCCAGCAGCGGCAAGACACUCUGGCACCCAAGAAAUCACGUUUCUCCCAGCAAGCCCUGAUAAUCGCCAAAGACAUUGCCCACACAACAGAGCUUCUACUGAAGCUCGCACUUUUGGCUAAGAAGAAACCACUCUUUGAUGACCGGCCCGUGGAGAUUGGCGAGUUGACCUAUGUAAUCAAGCAAGACAUAUUUAAGAUUGAGCAGAGCAUACAAAAUCUCCAGCGAUUUGCCAAGGGAGAGCUGUCCAUCCAGAUGGAUUCUCAGAUCAAUCAGUACUCGAAAAAUGUUUUGAAUUUGCUUAACUCGAAAAUGAAGAAUGUAAGUGGUGAGUUCAAAAAUGUUUUGGAGCUUAGACAGAAGAAUGAGCUAAUGAACAAAACUAGGCAGGAGAACUUCUUGAGUGCUGCCACCAACAGGCGACAGAAUUCUCUGACGCCGCUCAGUGAGAGCGACUCCGCUAGGGGCACGGGAGUGAAUAACUCAUCCCAUAACUUAGGGGAGAAUCCAUACAUGCAUAGUUUCGAAGAUGAGCCAGCGCAGAACGGAGGCGCUGAGCUUCUCUCCAUACCUGACCAAACCAGACAGCUACUUCUCAUGGAAGAGCAGAGCAACGAAUACCUACAGCAGAGAAACAGUGCAGUCGAGACCAUUGAAGCCACCAUUAAUGAGGUAGGCAACCUCUUCUCCCAGUUAGCAACAAUGGUGACUGAGCAGGGUGAGCAAAUUCAAAGAAUUGACCAAAACGUUGAAGACAUCGAUAUGAACAUAUCGGGGGCUCAGAGAGAAUUACUCAAGUACUACGCCCAUAUUUCCAACAACAGGUGGUUGUUCUUGAAAAUCUUCGGUGUGAUGCUAUUUUUCUUCUUUUUGUGGGUGAUGGUGAGCUAG
Messenger RNA from Candidozyma auris, 975 nucleotides. RefSeq names its product t-SNARE syntaxin. Gene Ontology annotation, biological process: endoplasmic reticulum to Golgi vesicle-mediated transport; intracellular protein transport; vesicle fusion. Gene Ontology annotation, cellular component: Golgi membrane; SNARE complex; endomembrane system. Gene Ontology annotation, molecular function: SNAP receptor activity; SNARE binding. The coding region runs from base 1 to 975 and encodes 324 amino acids. The record is from RefSeq and is a predicted model, not a curated record. Lineage: Eukaryota; Fungi; Ascomycota; Pichiomycetes; Serinales; Metschnikowiaceae. The transcript has a single exon.